AUGCCCGAUGUUCCUCCCGGGUGCAUAUGCCAAGAGAUGGCAGGCAACCCAGCCAUGAUGGAUUGCCCUUUCUACAUUGUGUUUGUGCUAGAUGGUUUUGCAGGAUCUCCAGAUGCAGCCAUGCACCUUAUAAUUAACGACCUCGACAAGCUGAACACGGCCACGGAUUGGGAGACUGCCACGGAUAUGCUCGAUUUCAUUGAGAGUCUUCGAUGGAUUUGUUUGCUCCGCUUCUUGCUACUUGGCAUCGCAAUCUUCGGGAUCGUGCUGGCCGUCAAGAAACGCAAAAUGAUGCUGAAAGGGGACUACAGAUCUUCAGCCGUCCAUGCGGUCUACGGUGGGGCUCCGCCUGUCGUUGUUGGGGCACCAGUGGCGGUUCCGGCUGUUGUGCAAGCUACGGUGGUAGAGGCGUCGAAUGAGCCCAAUCAGAGAGUGUAG
This is a messenger RNA of Symbiodinium sp. CCMP2592, 438 nucleotides long. NCBI's taxonomy places the organism in Eukaryota, Dinophyceae, Suessiales, Symbiodiniaceae. The record is from the annotation of a GenBank genome assembly.